ACAUGUAACUAUUGCCUAUGUAGUCUGUCUUCAAGACAGCACUAAAGACAGAGAACUCAAACUGGUUGUUUGAAUAGUGGCGUUCCAAUGAUGGUGUGACUUUGUAAGUAGGCCUAAUUUUUACAAGAUAAUAGUUGUAGAAACAUUUCCAGGCUACUUGGUGAGAUCUCUCAGAGCACACCACAAGGGCAUCCUUGUGAGUGCCAGUUUAUUUUCAAUUGAAGAGGAGAUUGAAAAUGGACUCCUUUUACCUCCUCCUCCUUCUGCUCUUCCUAGAAGUCUCAGGGAACAUGCAGCCAAAGAUCCUCACUCCACAAAAUGGUGAAGUCAUAGAAGUGACACUUGGCUCCCAUACAGAGAUUGUCUGUAAUAGUAGCAUAAACACGGACUUGGAUAGUGAGGUGUAUUGGAUGAAGACAAUGAACACGACAAUGACCUUUCUGGACGAGAACGAGAUGCUCCCUAUCUUCUACAAGGAGCAGAAUGGUUCGGCAACCUUGACCAUCAGGGAAGUAUCUGAGGAUGCCCUGGUCUUCAACUACACCUGUAUUCUCACUACCACCGGGGGAAAGGAUCUAGCAUCGAUCAGCCUGAUACUCAAGGCCCCCCCACCCUUGUACAUCCUGGUCGUUGGUCUUCCAGUGCUCUUGGUGGUUGUGGUCGUCAUGUCGAUAGUCAUAUACGUGACACUGAGGGUGGAGAUCGUUCUGUUUGUACGGGACAGGCUGGGUUUCCAUGGAAGGACCUCAGAUGGAAAGAGCUACGAUGCCUACAUAAUGCCUUUUGAGGGCCCCAGAGGAUUGGGGCUUACUGCACAAGACCAGAGGAUGCUGGAGGCUGUGCUAGAAGAGGAGCUGGGAUACAGCCUCUGUCUUUACCACCGAGAUGUCCUGCCUGGGCAAGCUGUGGCCAAGGCAGUUCUGGACUGCAUAGAACAAAGUCGCAGGCUGGUUCUGGUCCCCUGCUCUCUGAACCAAGGCCAGAACCAGGACCAGGGCCAGGGUCACAACCAGGACAACAGCAGCAAGGUUCAUCAUGGGCUCCUGAGUGGUCUAGAUGCAACUCUGGUGGAGUAUCAGACCCAACUGAUCCUGAUCCAGACAGAAGCUCCACAUUCAGACAGCCACACUGACCAGGACCAGGCCCAUCUCCCAGAAGCAGUGCAUCUGCUAGCCCAGGCUGGCCACACGGUCACGUGGCGUGGCUCCUCUUCCAGCCCACUCUCCUCCCCCUUCUGGAAGCAGCUACGUUUCUCCCUGCCCUCCAAACGUAGGCAGCGACCCCCACACACACCUUUGUCCUGCCGCCCCUGCUCAUGUCUGGGUCCUAGCUCUCCUCUUGAGCACCAGUAGCAGUUCUGGAGAUAAUGGGAAUUUUCUGUCAUAUUUGAUGCUUUGAGGCUCAUCAAUAACAUAUACUACACUCACUGACAGUGGCUGACACAAACACUUGAAAGAUAGUAAUUAGAAAACCUUAACAUGUUCAAGUCUUUUAUUUGUCAGGUACACAGAACAACACAAGGUUAGACUGGGCACUGAAAUUCUUAAGACAAG
Messenger RNA from Hypomesus transpacificus, 1553 nucleotides. Its product is annotated as interleukin-18 receptor 1-like. The transcript is spliced from 8 exons. The record is from RefSeq and is a predicted model, not a curated record. NCBI's taxonomy places the organism in Eukaryota, Metazoa, Chordata, Actinopteri, Osmeriformes, Osmeridae. Bases 237 to 1352 code for a protein of 371 amino acids. Gene Ontology annotation, biological process: signal transduction.